Parascedosporium putredinis is the source of this 426-nucleotide messenger RNA. Lineage: Eukaryota; Fungi; Ascomycota; Sordariomycetes; Microascales; Microascaceae. The record is from the annotation of a GenBank genome assembly.
AUGUUCUUCGACGCCAUGCGCCGCAAGGGUCUGGGCGCCGAGGUCGAGGAUAUGAAGACCGUGGUGCCUAUCCACAAUGCCGUCAACGAGAGGGCGUGGAAGGAGAUUAUCGAGUGGGAGAGGCCUUACUUUGCCGGAACUCCUUGCGACGGUCCCAAACUCCACUCCUUUGCCGGCCUCAGCACCAAAAUGUCUCCCAAGGCCCGCAUCAACACCAUCCUCGGCUACACCGCGCCCUUUGACCGCCACGACUGGAUCGUCGACCGCUGCGGCACCCGCGUCGAGUACGUCAUCGACUUCUACGCCGGCCGCGCCGGUCCCAACGCCGCCGCCCCCGGCCCCAGCUUCUACCUCGACGUCCGACCCAAGCUGAAUACGUGGGAGGGCGUCAAGAUGAGGUUCUGCAAGGGUGUCGGGCUCGUUUGA